Leguminivora glycinivorella is the source of this 2817-nucleotide messenger RNA. RefSeq names its product cell growth-regulating nucleolar protein. Gene Ontology annotation, biological process: rRNA processing; negative regulation of transcription by RNA polymerase II. Bases 177 to 1415 code for a protein of 412 amino acids. Gene Ontology annotation, molecular function: DNA binding. The transcript is spliced from 3 exons. NCBI's taxonomy places the organism in Eukaryota, Metazoa, Arthropoda, Insecta, Lepidoptera, Tortricidae. The record is from RefSeq and is a predicted model, not a curated record. Gene Ontology annotation, cellular component: nucleolus.
GUUGGUUUUUGCGUAAAAUUAGAGAAAACAUCUUUUAUUUUAUCCGGUUGGUUUCUUUUUCUUUCUUUUCAAAUUGGAAACAUUUUUAAGUCAAUAAGCGCUUUUACUUGAUAUACACUCUUUGAGGUUAACGAGAACUUGCUUCGGAAAUAACACGUGGGAUAGAGAUCGGAGACAUGGUCGUGUUUACGUGUGGCCACUGCGGCGAGUCCGUGAACAAGCCUAAAGUUGAGAAACAUUAUAUGACCAAAUGUAGAAAUAGGCCCCACAACUUGUCAUGCAUGGACUGUUUCAAGGAUUUUCUUGGUAAUGACUACGAGGCUCACACAAAAUGUAUAACUGAAGAAGAACGCUACUCAGGAAAAGGAUUUGUUGCUAAGGAAAAGAAAGGAGAAAAGAAGCAAAAUGUAUGGGUCGAAAUGCUUCAAGAAGUAUUAGAACAGCAAAAGAGUGCUCCGGCCAAUGUCAGAAGGAUAAUCGAGACGGUCAGUAAACAUAAUAACACUCCUAGGAAAAAACCCAAAUUCAUCAACUUUGUCAAGAAUGUGUGCGGACAGAAAACAAAUCCAAAUGAUAUUAAUCAAGCUUGGGAUAUGAUCUCUGUUAAACUGAGCGAAUUAUCCGCAAUGAAUGCUAGACCCAAUCAGACUCAGCAAAAUAAGAAAUCUGAAGAUGAUGAAGAGAAUACGGAAAAUGGGGUUACGGAAAACGCUAAAGCUGAAGAACAUGAGGAAAAUGGUGAUGUUGGAGCUCAAAAUGGGGACGUAGAGGAAGCUAAAGAAACGGAGGGAAAGAGUGGUAAGAAAUCCAAGAAGCAGCGUAAAGAAGAGAAAAAGCGUCAGAAGUAUGAAGCAGAAUUACAGAGCGCAGCUCAAGACCCAGGAGAGGAAGAGGAAGAACCGCAGCCCACAAAGAAGGAAAAAAAGAAGAAAAACAGAGCGGAGUCCGUUAGCAACGGGGACGCCGAGGAACUCAAAGAGGAAGACAACAAAAAUAAGAAACGUAAAAGACAAGAUACCGUUAAUGCUGUUCAGGAAGUGAAAGAAGCAGUUGAAAACGGUGUUGCCGAUGCUGAAAUGCCGGUUAGCAGGGUUACACAGAAAAAGAAGAAAACUAAAAGCACUGGGGAAUCCGAGGAAGCGGAAGAAAGCAUCUGUCUCCACGACCAAAAUGUAGCAAAGAUUGGCGAACUAGAUAUUCGAAAAGAUAAAUUCAACUGGCAUGCGGUAAUAAUGUCCGUGCUUGAAAAGAAAGGUGAGGUGCAGUUCAAAAGGCUUCAGAAGAAGGUUCUUGGGGAAUAUCAGGAGGCAACGGGGCAGGAGAUUGACGAUAGAAUUGCUGAGAAGUUUAUUAAGAAAUUGAAAAGCGCACCCAAUGUGAGAGUUGAUAAGAAUAGAGUUGUUCUUGUGGACUAGUUUGUUCAAUUUCUCUGAUGUAACUUGGUAAGGCUGCCUAAAUUAUUACUGCUAUUUUUAUGGUACUGUAAGACAAGAUAUUAUACACAUGUGUUGUGUUUGUGUGUUUUUCAACCUCAAAAUAGCCAUCAAGUCUACCUACAAAGUUUCAUUCACAUUACAUACUGUGUUACAGUUCCAUACAUUCCAUAAAAACCACAGAAUAUAUAAUAGUACAAGUACAGAAGGCUCACUCCUUUGAUGUUCACAAAAUGCCGCCAUUCUAAAUUCUUACCUACGUUAACAAACGGACCGCACGCGAGCAGCCGUCAUUGAAUUCUUUUGCGCCGCGCGAAGGUCGUCACCACUGAAUGGGCCGCGAACUCGCGGCCGCCGGCGUGUACUUAUAGCGCGGCGAUAGAAUAGCGGAGUGAGCCGCCCCUGAUAUAACUUAACUUUUAACCCUUUUACAUCUAAUACAGCCAAAUGACACGGCUACAGUCGAAUAUCAACUUUCAUGCAUUCUAAUAAGGUUCACGAUGACACGCACGAUAGAUGUGGCUUUCUAAGUGUUAACAAUAAGUUGUAUAAGAAUAAUAGCAUUGUUAGAUGGCGCUGGUCAACUGUUGUAUAUGUUCCAUCUAUUAUCUCUGUGUCAUGUAACAAAGCUGUCAUUUUCACUGUUCUCUGUUAAACUUCCAAAAAUUUGCGCUAUGAGAGCUCAAGCCUACUGAUGUGCCGACGGAAAGUUUCCUGACUUCAGAAAUUUUCACAUGGGAAAACUUCGGAAACUUUCCAUACUUUGUGUAGACAAUUGUAUGGAUGGAAACUUCCCAUUUCAUAAAUUAAUAUCCCUUUAUUUUUCUUGGAAGUUUUGUAAAUUUUUCAAGAAAAUUAAGAUUUUUUUUGAAAGUUUCCGUAACUUGGACAUAACCUGCAGCGCAUUUUGAACCUUGUUGAAAUGUAAGAAAGUUGUUAUUGGGCUUUUACCGCGUGUCAGUUGACGUAUUUGUCUGUCAAAGGGUUAAAACAGUCUAUAUUAGAUAAAGAAAAUUCUGAGUCUUCUAUAUUUUAUGAGAUUACCACUUCUUGGUAUAAAUCGUGUAGUUUUCUAAAUCAAGUCUAUGUUGACUUGCCUAUUGAGAACCUUUAUUUGAAAAUAUUAUUCGCCUUUAUUUGAUGAAAAAAAAGUAAGUUUAGAUUUUUUUCCUUGUUUUUAAACUCUUGUAGCUUUGUUCAUUUGUCCGAGUUUUACAUUAUGUAAUUUUAAAUCUACUCAAUAAUUUCGGUGGCCUUAUUGAAUACCAAGUCAUUUUACUUAAUCAUGCCUCUGAUACUUCCAGUUUUAUAUGGAUUUCAUACAUAACGUACUCUUAAAGAUUGUCCUGUUAAACAGACUGCCAAUAUACAUGUGUCACCUUCA